This is a messenger RNA of Candidula unifasciata, 582 nucleotides long. Lineage: Eukaryota; Metazoa; Mollusca; Gastropoda; Stylommatophora; Geomitridae. The record is from the annotation of a GenBank genome assembly.
AUGGUGCUUCAGGCAGUUAAGAAAGACCCACAUCCGUCUGCAUCAAGUCCUGAAGGACAAGCUUCCAAGGAAAAACGGGAAGAAGCCACUUUAAAUACCAACAAGCUAAACUCAGAAGGUAACAGUACUGUAUCAGGAGAGUCGCAAUCCGGCAUCACAAACAACAAUGCAGAAAAUCUUGAAUGGAAUUUAUUUUAUUACUUCGACCCAACAGAAAGAUUUAGAAACCUGGAAGAAUUCUUUCCAUGUUUUGAUGUAUGUUUUACCAAUGUUACAAAACUUCCAUUUCAUACUAGCCCAAGAGCUAUUCGCUUUUCAAAUGGCAGACUAGUGGGUAUCGUUAACGCUAAGUUGUUGCAAGAAAACGACGAAGGAGAGUUAGUCAAAUCGGUUAUACUGAAGGAGACGUCUGCUGACAACAGUAACUCUAGCAACCAAACUACCUGUCAGGGACUAGAACCGCUAAUUGAGGCCUAUGCCAAGUACUUUCCUCAGUUUCCAUUGGAGGAUCUUUUGCCGGCUCUAAACAAUUGGCAGGCGUAUCAAUCAAAGGCCGAGGGGCCCAGUCAUGUGGAUUAUUAA